CCGCUACAAAAUGGACACGGUCGGUGAAGGUUUUGCAUUAUUUUGUGUGUUACACGCAGGCGAGAUAUUUGUAUCAAACGACAUAUUCUGAAAGCCGAAAGCGUGAGAAGAAAGCAUCGGAGAUUCUUAAAUGUCAAGCAUAGCUUUCUACGAUGUCUUCUCAGAUAACUUUUCUCUGCAUAAGCAUAUCAAAUCGGAUACGGCUGACACAGAAGAUGAGGAGUCUCCUCUACCAGAUUGUGAGAGUUCCCAAAGUUUCCAAAAUGCCAACAAGUUUCAAGGACCAAGGCGACCAUUGCAUGGGUGUUGUAUGGCCACUCGGAAAUCUGAAGUUCAUAAUGGGAGAGCAAAUAUCAACACCCAGUUAGUUGUUGACGUAUAUACCCUAGCUCCAUUUAGGGUCAGAGGAUUCAAUGGUCCUUAUAGUCAGAAAAAUAAUUUGCUGCUGUUUCCUGUAUCUGGCAGACCUGCAUGCCGCCUUCAAAAUGUUACAAUGCUGUUCUCCAAUCCAAAUGGACUUGCAAAGAACCUUGGGUUUUGUGCAAAAUCCACCACAAAAGGUCAAAGAGUAACAUGCAACCUACUGGUUCUCCAUAGCACUGGUUCUUUUGUACCAGAUGGACCAAACCAUACUAAUUACGACAAUGACUUUGACAAAUUGGUCAGAAACAUGUUCACCAGUCCACCCACAACAAAAUGGCACGACAUGUUCAGAUUGCCUGGACCCAUGCGGGGCAUCUGGAUUGGAUUAGGUCUCACUUUUACCAUAAUUGCCCCAAGACCAAAUUACAGGAGGACAUUUCCAUGGUCACCAUAAGUGAACAUACAGUUGCAUUGCUAGACAGAAUGUAACAGGGAUACUUGCAUGAGUGCAGUCUAUAAUUAUCAGGUUUGUUGCACAAACGCUGUUCUGCUUGCAAUAAUGGCAAAGAGAUCUUGCUCAACCAGUUUGUACCUCUUGCAUGGAAGCUGUUGAUAGAAAACCCAUUUGCAAAUCUGCAAGGAAAUGGAAAAAGUUAUGAUUAUCACCGAUUCCAAGUCAAGGCACGACCACAUGGUGAAGGACAGCUUGGGCAAUGUGAUUUUUCUUAGUGUUUUGAAAUAAAUUACAUCAUGGUUUAAAUCUUUUAAUACAGUUACACAUUUUAAAUUAUAUACAUCACUAUAUAUUAAUAUGCUUUUUGAAAUUUAGCAAUUGAUGUUUUCAAGUACCUUGCUUCUGAUAACUUUGUGCACAUAUAAUAUAUAUUGUGUUUUGUAAAAUGAUUUUUUAACAGUUUUAUUUUAAAGCAUGAACAAAUGUUGGUAUUUGUCAACUACUUCUUCUCUAAAGGAAUGAACGUGUGUUUCAGAACAAUUUAUCAAAUGAAGUAUAUGGGAUUGUUUAAAAAGGCAAUUAUUAAGACUCAACAUGCACAAGUUAUUCAUGUUUUUACUGAUAUUGUCUGUGUUUGUUAAAAUAUUCAUGUUAAGUUUUAUUGUUUUUAUUCAGAAAUGUUAUUUUACAUUAUCUCAUGUUGUUUUAAAUAUGUAUUUUUAAAAGAAGUUAAAGGUA
Messenger RNA from Dreissena polymorpha, 1555 nucleotides. RefSeq lists its product as uncharacterized. Lineage: Eukaryota; Metazoa; Mollusca; Bivalvia; Myida; Dreissenidae. The record is from RefSeq and is a predicted model, not a curated record. The coding region runs from base 131 to 817 and encodes 228 amino acids. The transcript has 3 exons.